AUGGCGGGACAAUUAGGUUACCGCGAAUUAAUUCGCAAACAGUUCACUCCUCAAAAGAUGAUGUUCCACAUCCUCUUUUGGACAUUUCACUGGGGCAUCUUUGCUUAUGGAUGGUACAAGCAAGCUGCGGAUGAUCGACUAGCCGGCUUGAAUACCUUGAAAUUCUCCGUCUGGAUUUCUCGAGGUGCCGGUCUGGUGCUUAGCGUUGACGGAAUGCUUAUUCUUCUUCCUGUUUGCCGCACACUGAUGCGCUGGCUUCGACCCAAGCUUCGAUUCCUCCCUCUCGACGAGAAUCUGUGGUUUCAUAGACAGCUUGCCUAUGCCUUGCUAGUCUUCACCGUUUUCCACGUCGCCGCCCAUUACGUCAACUUUUUCAAUGUCGAGCAAACACAGAUCCGUCCUGUUAGCGCGCUCCAAAUUCACUACGCCCAAGCAGGCGGCAUUACUGGCCACGUUAUGUUGCUGUGCAUGCUUCUCAUGUAUACGACCGCUCAUUCUCGUAUACGUCAACAGUCGUUCGAAACUUUCUGGUAUACCCACCAUCUUUUUAUCCCUUUUUUGCUGGCUCUGUAUACACACACCGUCGGAUGUUUUGUGCGUGAUUCAGUCGAUGCCUUUUCGCCAUUUGCCGGAGAGCAAUACUGGACACACUGCAUCGGAUACCUUGGCUGGCGUUGGGAGCUGUGGACUGGAGGCUUUUACCUGAUUGAGCGUCUUUACCGAGAAAUCCGAGCUCGCCGGGAGACUAAAAUCACUAGGGUUGUCCGCCACCCUUACGAUGUCGUCGAACUUCAGUUCAGCAAGCCAUCAUUCAAGUACAAGGCCGGCCAGUGGCUCUUCAUUCAGGUCCCAUCCAUCUCGAAGUACCAGUGGCAUCCAUUCACCAUUACCUCGUGCCCCUUCGAUCCAUAUGUGUCUAUCCACAUCAGACAGGUUGGAGACUUUACUCGAGCUUUGGGCGACGCGACUGGUGCUGGUGGCGCUCAAGCCAAGCUCUAUGAAGGAGUUGACCCCAUGGGGAUGUACGAAGUUGCUCUGCAGAACGGACAGCAGAUGCCCGGCCUCCGAAUCGACGGACCUUAUGGAGCCCCCGCUGAAGACGUCUUCGAAAACGAAAUCGCUGUAUUGAUUGGUACCGGUAUUGGAGUCACUCCUUGGGCGGCUAUUUUGAAAAACAUUUGGCAUCUUCGAAACUCGCCUAAUCCCCCUACCCGACUUCGCCGUGUCGAAUUUAUCUGGGUUUGCAAGGACACCGGUUCCUUCGAAUGGUUCCAGACAUUGCUGUCGUCGCUAGAAGAGCAGUCCAACGAGGCUGCCCGCAUCCCCGGUAGCUCAGGCGUAGAAUUUCUCAAGAUUCACACCUAUCUCACUCAGAAGCUCGAUAUGGACACCACGCAAAAUAUUGUGCUCAACAGUGUAGGCGCCGAUAUGGACCCGCUUACUGAACUCAAAUCAAGGACUCACUUUGGUCGCCCUAACUUUAAGAGGCUUUUCAGCACUAUGCGAGAUGGUAUUCUUGAUAGGACGUAUUUAAGCGGUUUGGAGGGAAGCAUGCGAACUACAGUGGGUGUCUAUUUCUGCGGUCCCUCCGCAGCUGGUAAGUUGGACCUCAAACUUCAUCCUAAUACCAAGAUCGAGCCAAAUGUCUAA
This is a messenger RNA of Metarhizium brunneum ARSEF 3297, 1650 nucleotides long. RefSeq names its product NADPH oxidase 1 (gene Nox1). Lineage: Eukaryota; Fungi; Ascomycota; Sordariomycetes; Hypocreales; Clavicipitaceae. Gene Ontology annotation, molecular function: superoxide-generating NAD(P)H oxidase activity. Gene Ontology annotation, biological process: defense response; superoxide anion generation. Gene Ontology annotation, cellular component: NADPH oxidase complex; plasma membrane. The record is from RefSeq and is a predicted model, not a curated record.